This is a messenger RNA of Cherax quadricarinatus, 775 nucleotides long. It is a transcript of the gene ND-PDSW, whose product is annotated as NADH dehydrogenase (ubiquinone) PDSW subunit. Lineage: Eukaryota; Metazoa; Arthropoda; Malacostraca; Decapoda; Parastacidae. The record is from RefSeq and is a predicted model, not a curated record.
AAAUAAAGUUAUGAAGUAUGAGAGGAGAAGUGGCAACAGUGUGAGUGUUAUGGUGGCUCAGGCAAGAUGGACUCUAACACACCCAAAAAUGCAUUUAAUUCCUUCGUGGACGCUCUUGUUAAUCUAGUGGAUGCUCCUACAACAUGGUUCAGAGAAACGAUAGUAGCAAAAAAUCGCCCUGAGUACUACUGGUAUCACCGCCAGUUUCGCAGAGUCCCUACAAUAGAUGAAUGCUAUACUGAUGACUAUGUCUGUUAUAUUGAAGCAAAUGAGCAGUUCAAACGUGACAAAAUGGUCGAUAAUGAGGUGCUAAAUAUCUUGCGUCAACGCCAGGAGGACUGUGUGUUAUUUGAGGGGCAUGACCACGUGCGCAAGUGUGCUAAACUCAGGGAAGAGUAUGAAAAAGCUGCUGAGAAUUGGUUCAUCAAAUAUGGUGACCUUGGUGCCUAUGGCAAUGUGAGAGAUGCCUACAUGAAGCAGAAACAUCGCAUGAUAUGGGAGCGUCGCCAUGGACCAGUUGGUUCAGGCAUGAAGGACCAAUUGGAUUAAGAUUUAGCUUGUAGGUUCCAGCACUUAGUGCUAAGAAUUUUUGUAGAGUUAAAUAACAAUACUAAAAAUUAAUUCUUAUUAGUUGAAGGUGUUACUACUGAGUACAAAACUACGUACUCAGUCAGUGUUUGAACUUUUAAACAGUGUUAAGAAUAAAAUUUUGAGUAUUGCUAGACUUGGUUGUGUGAUGCCAUCACAUAUUGUAAAUAAUAUGUUUAAGAUUUUA